UCUGUGCUUGCGAAAAGGAAGCUCUAAUCUAUCUGUCGGUUUGACAGGACGACGUAAAUAUUCAGUAGGUAAUAUACAUACACAUUUAAUUUGCAAAUACAUAUGUAUGCCUAUAUAUACGUAUGUGAUAUUUGUACUAGUAAAAGCUAAUAAGAUGAUUGAAUUACUGCUGCAGAUACCUGGAUUUUUUAUUUUUAGCUAGUCAAGCCUUGGGGAAUUAUUUCAUUUGGUGGCGGAAGCUUAUUUUAGAAAUUAGUUUCUCAAUGGUCCCAUUGGCCAUAUUAACUACAACCCUGAAGGAUGAACCUUUUCUACCUGACGGCAGGAGCAGCCCUGCGUAAGAGCUGGAGCCUUUGGCUUUACAGCGAAAGGUGAUAUGAAAAAGGUGCAAACGUACUCUCUUGGGAGCAAUUAUGGGACCAGGCAUGAAAGACAGCCCCUUAUUACUGCCCAGAGGGAAACAGAAAAAGGAAAACCAGACCUAUGAAACACGCCAGAGAAUGGUAACUUCCAACAGUGGAACAUCCCUUCCAAAUAUAAAAGGAAUAAAGAAACCAUUUCCUCAGCUGACACCAUCUUCAAGCAGAUUGAGUAAGAGUAUCUCCAGCACUACAGAAAAGACAUCUCACAGCAGCCUAGAUGAUGUUCAGUCACGAAGUUUUUACAAGAAAGGGAAUAGGAUGAAUGAGUCUUGUCAGAAAAACAGCAGUAUGAAUGUUGGCCCACCUCUGAAUAGAGCAAAGGGUUCAAAGAAGAAGGAUCCCUUAGAUAAAAAGCUGAGUAAAUCUCAAUUUCCCCUCAUUCCUUCCCAGUUGAAAAGCAGUAUUAUAGAUAUCCCCCAAAGGCCUGAGGAUGAACUUAAAGCAAGUAGUUGUACGGAAGGAGACCCUAAAAGAAACAUUCCAGGAUCUGUUGCCGAAGCUACUCCAUUUGGUUCCAGAUUUCCAGAGCCUUCAAUGGGCAAAUUAUUUCUCGACUUUCAGUCAUUGAAUAUUAUUAAAGAAGAUGCUGAUGAGGACAGUGCAAGUGACCUUUCUGAUUCUGAAAGAAUUCCUAUUCCACCUUCUCCUUUUACACCACCAGAACUUAACCUAAGAGCUGAAGAAAUCGAUCCAGUUUGUUUUGAUCCUCAUGCUGAUCAAGGCUCUGAACAAGCUGAAUAUUACUAUCCUGACUUCCUUCCACCUCCUUUUAACUCCUGGGAUUUAAAUAAUAUGGCUUCAUCCACAAGCACAGAGUACAAAAAGGAGCUCCUCCCACAGACCAUAGAGUCUCUUGGGAAGUAUAUUGAUAGACUCGUUCAACUAGAGUGGCUACAGAUGCAAACCGUACAAAAUGAAAAAAUAAAGCUAGUCAAAGCAAGGCCUCAGACUGCUCCUGGUACCUUAUGGAGUGCAAAGAGCCCUGGGAAAAGCAGGCAGUUUCCAAAUACUUUAUCUAGCAGGAUGUUAACUCAUCCUGAAGGAUUUACAAAGUUUCCCCCUAGCCAGGCAGUUCAUCUUCGCAAAAGAGAAGUUCAUUGUGAAGAAGCCCACCCAUCAUAUUAUGUAUUCCAGAGUUCUCCCAAAUCUAUUAAUACAGUAAGUAGCAGGUCAUGUCCCCAGAAGCAAAACUAUGAAAUGAGAAUGAAGGAAAAGAAGAAGAAACCAAACGAAGGUUCAAAGCAGCAACUUCUGGAAUUGCCAUGUGGUGACAGUAGUUCUAAGAUUCAGGCUAGUGGUAACAUUAGAAUUCCCAAACAGCCACAGAUGCUUCUUUCCCCAGUUGAGCAUCUUAAGCCCCUCAAAGCACCCCUACGUCCAAAUCCCAAGAGAAAUGGAAAUGCAAAUAACUAUGGACAUACCAACAAAGCCACAGCAGGGAGAGAACUCAAAACUAAUGGAGGGAAGCAAGCGUCCUCUAUGUUCAAGUAAUUUUAUUUUAAGUAGAUAACUAAAUUAUAAAGGUCAUGCAGAGAGCUACAUAUUAAUAUGCCUUCUGAUGAAUAAGACUGUGACUUAAGUCUUAUUAAGUGGGAACAUCUGUAGGAAAUUUAUGUUUACUUGACAUUUCAGUGGCUUGUAUUUUUUUCCUCCUGUGCCAACAGUGUCACCUCAGAAGUGUCUUUUGAUGAACUUUUUUCUAUAUUAAUAAUUUUAGGCUGAUAAUGAGAACGCUUUAGGUAAAAAUCAACUUUCUUGAUUGAGAAGAUACGGUAAGUGCCAUAUUGAAUGAGCAAGAUUGAAUUCUUUUUUUUCCUGGAGAAGAGCCAACUAAGUUUCUGGAAUAGCCAGCUAGCCCAGAUUUAACUAUGCAGAAUGGAUAGAGUGUUAUUCUCUCUCCUGAUUUCCCUUGCACGUAAGUAAUACACUAUUUAAAAUGGUGUUGGAUUAUAGAAGUUAGAUAGUAAAGACUUCUCUUUGCAUUACUUCUCUCUCACAUGCCUUUGCAUUAGCCAUAUAAGCAAUAGGGUCAGCUUCAUUUCACGCUCUAAGAGAGCGCUUCAGUUUGUCCUCAGGGUUAUGGAAUAUGGAGUUUCUAUUUUGAGCUGAGUCAUUUAUCACUGAAUUUCUUUCUCUUAAAAGUCUAUGGAUUCUGGUGUUUUAAUACUUUUAACAAUCCAACAUGGGAAGCAAAUAUGUUAAACUGAGGACUGUUGGAAAGAUCCUUUUUUGAGAACUUUAAAACUUGGUUUAAAAUAAAACCGGUUUCUAAAUGUACAUAUUUCACAGAACCUUUUUUUCUAGCUGAAAAUUGUUUGAAUAUGAUUUCACUUUAACAGAGGGUUGGGAUAAAACAGUUGGUAUACCAGAAGUCAGACUGUCUCUGAAGGGGGACAUCAUGAGGAAAAUACUCUUAGAAUUUGAAAUUGAUCUGCCAGUAGUGCAAUAAAUCACAACAUGGAACUACAUUGAAUGUGGCAGAUGUUAAGUUACAGCUGGAUCCUGCAAAACCUUUUCAGUAUAAUUUACUAAAGACAAGCACAGUACUGUCCUGUUUGGAUUGCAAGAGCACAAUUAUAUUUUGGGGGAAAAGGGAAAGGAAAGACAGCUAAAGAAGUGGGUGGGCUAGAAGAAGGCGGCUUUUCAGAAGCCUACUCCUGACACUUCCAGGUCUUCCCAUUGGGCACUCAGCUUGUCCUGGCUGUCCCUGUGUGAAUUGAUUAAUAACACGUAUUUGUACUUCUAGUUGUAUUAUUCAGCUUAUCGUUAAUUUUCAUAUUCUUCAAAAUUCUUGGUUGUUUACUCCUUCAAAAAUAGUGCACUUUUAUGACUUUAUUUCAGUCAUUUCAUGGUUAGUCUAUCAUAGUUUUUCUCCUCUUUAAUUUUUAUCUGUCAAGGUUAUGAUAAAAGUUGUUUGGGAACUUGCACUGUGAAAGCCAAAUACAAAGACAUCCUUUCGAAGGAACUUUUCCUGUAGGUUCAGUGUCAUUUAAAUAGUUGUAUAAGUGACAGAUGGAAAUUUCUAAGGACCACAUAUAUUUAUAACUAAAAUAAUGUGCCAAUAUUAAAUUUUAAGAUUACUUUAAGAAUAUGAUUUAACCAUCCUAAAAAUUUAUUUUGAGGAUAUGUUUUUCUUUUAAUCCAAGCACCUUCUCAGGUUCUUCCUCUUAAAACUUUUAUUAUUCUUAUUAACUGGUUAGAGAAGCUCUCCCUUUUCAUCCAAUAAUUCCUGUUAUCUAUUUUGUCCAAAAAAGAAAAAAAUAAUGUACAUAUGCUACUAAGUCCUACUUCUAAUAUUCAUAAACCCCAAACAUACUGUGGUAGCUUUUGCACUAGUAUAUGCAUGAUACAUGGAAAAUAGUGCAUGGAUUACCUGCCUUUAAUGCCGUUCACAUGGGCUCCUUAUGCAAAUGUUCAGCUUUAUGCCACGCAUCCUUCUUUGACAUUGCUGCUCAUAGAUGUGCCCCGCCUAUGUACAAUUCAGUAGCCCAAAAACAGUUUUCUGUAUAUAAAGUUGCAACUUACAGGACUAUAACCUGUCAUCGUUUUUUGCUCAGUUUUUGAAGUGUUGCUUUAUGUUCUUUGCUGAAGGCAUGUGGUACUUUACUGUGUGGUGUCAUAACUAUAAAAUCUCAGCAAGCAUGCUAUGAUAGAGGCUGCUUGCAACAAAACUAAGUGACUAAAAUUGAGUUGCCAGGACUUGAGUGGUAGUUUUGAGAGCCUGGAUUAGUUUAAAUGCCGAUUCUUACCUCAUCUUCACUCAGUUUAUGCACUUGAGCUACUAUCUAUCAAUGACCAAAAAUCUAUUUCUGCAAACACAUCUAUUUCCAGCUUACUUAAUUGAGAUCUACUGAUUUUCAAAAAACAAGUAUGUAAUGGGGGGAAGGAGAAUAUUAAUAUACCAAAACAACAUUUUUGAACCUGGAAAGGGGAUAGGUUUUACUUACCUUUGCAUUUCCCCCACUCAGAUUGCUUUGAUUUUCCAUAAUAUUUUGAUAUGCCAAGAUCCCCUGGGGAAUAGCCUUUUUUGUUUUGUUUUUUUUCUCCCCACAGUUGAUAACAGAAUUGUCCCAACAGGUAAAAUGCCAAUUCACUGAUUUAUAAUGGGACAAAUUUUAGAUAUUUCCUCUGACACAUGCAUCAUACCAUGUUUGAUCCCCCACGUGAGUUAAGAUCCUUCCCGUUGUGUAUAUUAACAUCCUUGGGAAGUACAGUGGUUAAUUCCUAUAUUUUAUCAGAAUACCGUCCGGUGCUAUGGAUCUGUUUCUUCUAGUGUACUUCAAGAAAUAAAACAUUUUCAGGGAAUGGUUUCUGCAUUUGUAGGACCUGGUCUGAUGUCACUUAGACUAUCCCAACUGGUGCCCAACAUGAGCAACAAGCUUAAUUUAAUGAAAAAGACACCAAUAAUCACCUAGUGUUUAUUUAUUUGGGAGCAUUCACUUUACUGUUGAAUUAAAAAUGAAAGAAAAAAAGCCACUGGCUAACAACUCAGUACAGUACACUAGUGAUAAUAACUGAGAUUUUAAGUUGAAUAAACUAUAUUCAAUUGCCUGUUAAGAUGUCUCAAAAAGUUUCUAAGAGAUUAAAUUCUGAAUAUCAAGGUAAACAGGCUUAAGGAGACUUUCGUACAAUAAGAUGAUCGCAUCAUCACUAGAUAGCUACCCAGCAUCUGCCAUGAAAAUGUCAUCUAGAGGGUUGGGAGCUCCAAAGACAAAUUGAGAAUGACGUGUAAUGGAGCAACUGUGACACUUGGCAGCAUACUGGCCAAUGGAAAGAUGUGGCUGUAUAAUAGCUUGAAGGAAGAAAAUUUAUGGUAGUUCUUGAGCCUGUUUGAAGUUGCAAGAAAGACACAGGAAUUUCCAUGGAUACUAAUUUUCCUUGUUUAUUAUUUAUUAAUGUCUUAAUUUUCCUUAUGCACAUAUUAACUGAAGGUACAUGUGUAUAACUAUUCGAGGUACAUUCCUAGAAAAUAACAGAGAAGCAGUGCUUCUUCUUAAGGGACAGUUGUACAGGGCACUAUCCAACAGCAUGAAAACACUCAGCAUGCUUGGAUUACUUACUGUUAUAACUGUUGUAUGCUUGCCUUUGCUAAUGAGAGUGAAUAAAAUAAACAAUAUACAUGACU
This is a messenger RNA of Trichosurus vulpecula (common brushtail), 5547 nucleotides long. RefSeq names its product family with sequence similarity 217 member B (gene FAM217B). The transcript is spliced from 5 exons. The record is from RefSeq and is a predicted model, not a curated record. The coding region runs from base 414 to 1913 and encodes 499 amino acids. Lineage: Eukaryota; Metazoa; Chordata; Mammalia; Diprotodontia; Phalangeridae.